GUCCUUUGUUAAUAACAACAUGGCAGCCUUAUGUGGAGUUAGACACCGGUGGAAACGCACCAACUGCAUUCAAAUUCUUACGAGAAACUUGACUGGUAGGGAGGUUGUUUCCAUAUUACUAGUUAGCUAGUGACAAACUGAGAGAUUAUAGCACAGCGUUUAGUUUUUUUUAUUUGCUACAUUACAGUGGCUAACAUGACCCUGCUAGUUAAGCUAGCUGUCACUGCCAAGCAAGCUGUCAGUGUCAACUAUUCCUUGUCGACAAUAAGUGUCUUUGGUAGAAUAACGUGCUCUUUUCAAAUGACCUUCACUCAGCACUUGUCAGCUUGGUUUCUAGAUGAGUAACCUCAUGUAUACAUUCUGGCUGUGUGUUUAUUAUGGUAUCACUAUCAGCAUUGUCCCAAUAGAGAUUGAAUGGGAAGGCAUUUGGUUUGUUACAGGUACAAUUCACUAUGAUCUCGUCGUUAUUGGUGGUGGCUCUGGAGGUCUGGCUUGUUCCAAAGAAGGUGAGUGUCUCAAUCUUAGCAUUAGUAUUACAAUACGUUAUGCGAUAGGGACUUACCUGUGUGAAGUCAGUGUUCUUUAGCAGGUUUAAAGCUUAUUUCCUGCAGUUCUAUACAUUUUGUCAUUUGUCUUAUGUGUGUUCAUAUGAUAUUUGAGUGAGUCAAACAUUGCAACAAAAUCAAUGGGCUAAAAAAACUAGCUAAAAAACGUUAGCUGACAUGGGCUAGUUGAUCUUGACAUUUCUGACAAGUUACAAAUAACGUUAGCUCUCUUUGGUCUGCAAUGACUGACAUGACUAAAGGAAAACUGCUGAUGCAAUACUCAAUUUUGAAAUUGCACCUUGUGCAUUCUACUAUUACAACUUUCAGGAGUAAGUUGAAAGCUGGCCUGAGCCCCCCAGUAAAAUACUGCUUUAGUAAAAGUAUUUGGUUUGAAAUAUACUAAAGUAUCAAAAGUAAAUGUAAAUGUAUAAAUCAUUUCACAUUGCUUUUAUUAAGCAUACCAGAUGGCACAAUUUUCUUGUUUUUUUAUUGUAAGGAUAGCCUGGGGCACACUACAACACGCAGACAUAAUUUAAAAAACGAAGCAUUUGUGUUUUGUGAGUCCACCAUAUCAGAGGCAGUAGGGAUGACCAGGGAUGUUCUUGAUAAGUGUGUGAAUUGGACCAUUUUCCUGUCAUGCUCAGCAUUCAUAAUGUAACGAGUACUUUUGGGUGUCAGGGAAAAUGUAUGGAGUAAAAAGUACAUUAUUUUAUUUAGGAAUGUAGUGAAAUAAAAGUAAAAUAUGUCAAAAAUAUAAAUGGUACAGUACAGAUAUACAAAAAACGACUUAAGUAGUACUUUAAAGGAUUUUUACUUAAGUACUUUAGACCACUGGGAACCACUGUUCUUGAGGAUAGUAUACAAUCAUGUACCCCAGAUGGUUUGUCCUAUAUACAGUGGGGAAAAAAAGUAUUUAGUCAGCCACCAAUUGUGCAAGUUCUCCCACUUAAAAAGAUGAGAGAGGCCUGUAAUUUUCAUCAUAGGUACACGUCAACUAUGACAGACAAAUUGAGAAAAGAAAAUCCAGAAAAUCACAUUGUAGGAUUUUUUAUGAAUUUAUUUGCAAAUUAUGGUGGAAAAUAAGUAUUUGGUCACCUACAAACAAGCAAGAUUUCUGGCUCUCACAGACCUGUAACUUCUUCUUUAAGAGGCUCCUCUGUCCUCCACUCGUUACCUGUAUUAAUGGCACCUGUUUGAACUUGUUAUCAGUAUAAAAGACACCUGUCCACAACCUCAAACAGUCACACUCCAAACUCCACUAUGGCCAAGACCAAAGAGCUGUCAAAGGACACCAGAAACAAAAUUGUAGACCUGCACCAGGCUGGGAAGACUGAAUCUGCAAUAGGUAAGCAGCUUGGUUUGAAGAAAUCAACUGUGGGAGCAAUUAUUAGGAAAUGGAAGACAUAAAAGACCACUGAUAAUCUCCCUCGAUCUGGGGCUCCACGCAAGAUCUCACCCUGUGGGGUCAAAAUGAUCACAAGAACGGUGAGCAAAAAUCCCAGAACCACACGGGGGGACCUAGUGAAUGACCUGCAGAGAGCUGGGACCAAAGUAACAAAGCCUACCAUCAGUAACACACUACGCCGCCAGGGACUCAAAUCCUGCAGUGCUAGACGUGUCCCCCUGCUUAAGCCAGUACAUGUCCAGGCCCGUCUGAAGUUUGCUAGAGUGCAUCCAGAAGAGGAUUGGGAGAAUGUCAUAUGGUCAGAUGAAACCAAAAUAUAACUUUUUGGUAAAAACUCAACUCGUUGUGUUUGGAGGACAAAGAAUGCUGAGUUGCAUCCAAAGAACACCAUACCUACUGUGAAGCAUGGGAGUGAAAACAUCAUACUUUGGGGCUGUUUUUCUGCAAAGGGACCAGGACGACUGAUCCGUGUAAAGGAAAGAAUGAAUGGGGCCAUGUAUCGUGAGAUUUGAGUGAAAACCUCCUUCCAUCAGCAAGGGCAUUGAAGAUGAAACGUGGCUGGGUCUUUCAGCAUGACAAUGAUCCCAAACACACCGCCCGGGCAAUUAAGGAGUGGCUUCGUAAGAAGCAUUUCAAGGUCCUGGAGUCUCCAGAUCUCAACCCCAUAGAAAAUCUUUGGAGGGAGUUGAAAGUCCGUGUUGCCCAGCGACAGCCCCAAAACAUCACUGCUCUAGAGGAGAUCUGCAUGGAGGAAUGGGCCAAAAUACCAGCAACAGUGUGUGAAAACCUUGUGAAGACUUACAUAAAACGUUUGACCUGUGUCAUUGCCAACAAAGGGUAUACAACAAAGUAUUGAGAAACAUUUGUUAUUGACCAAAUACUUAUUUUCCACCAUAAUUUGCAAAUAAAUUCAUUAAAAAUCCUACAAUGUGAUUUUCUGGAUUUUUUUUCCUCAUUUUGUCUGUCAUAGUUGACGUGUACCUAUGAUGAAAAUUACAGGCCUCUCUCAUCUUUUUAAGUGGGAGAACUUGCACAAUUGGUGGUUGACUAAAUACUUUUUUUCCCCACUGUAUGAAGGUUUGUAUAUGUGGGAUAACGUCUAAUCUAAUGUCUAAUUCACAGGAGGUUGGUGGCACCUUAAUUGGGGAGGACAGGCUUGUGGUAAUGGUUGGAGUGUAAUAAGUGGAAUGGGAUCAAACACAUGGUUUCCAUGUGUUUGAUGCCAUUCCAUUCGUGCCGUUCCAGACAUUAUUAUGAGCCAUCCUCCCCUCAGCAGCCUCCACUGGUCUAAUUGCAGCUUUACUGAACAUGACAAUUGACCAAAACAUAAUGUACUUUGUUUUCAGCGGCUCAGCUAGGACAGAAAGUUGCUGUGUUAGAUUAUGUGGAGCCGUCAGUUAAAGGUAAGAGAAAUGUUAUACUGACUGUACAUUCCAUCAUAAUCAUCUUGACUUGAACCGUAAUGCAUUUCUCCUUCCUUGUCUAGGAGUAAAGAAACAUUAUGCAUGUUGUGACCAAUCUGCAAGAAUAUAGAAGAUUUAAAAAAAUCUCAUGCUACCCUUUCAGGUACUAAGUGGGGCAUUGGUGGUACUUGCGUGAACGUGGGCUGCAUUCCCAAGAAGCUUAUGCACCAGGCUGCUCUGCUGGGCACAGCUCUGAAAGACGCUCAGAAAUAUGGCUGGCAAAUCCCUGGGCCCAUCUUCCAUGACUGGUAAAUCUCAUUAGUACGAGAACAAUAGAAACCUGUGGAUAUGCAUACACUGCUCAAAAAAAUUAAGGGAACACUUAAACAACACAUCCUAGAUCUGAAUGAAUGAAAUAAUCUUAUUAAAUACUUUUUUCUUUACAUAGUUGAAUGUGCUGACAACAAAAUCACACAAAAAUGAUCAAUGGAAAUCAAAUGUAUCAACCCAUGGAGGUCUGGAUUUGGAGUCACCCUCAAAAUUAAAGUGAAAAACCACACUACAGGCUGAUCCAAGUCAAAAUGAGGCUCAGUAGUGUGUGUGGCCUCCACGUGGCUGUAUGACCUCCCUACAACGCCUGGGCAUGCUCCUGAUGAGGUGGCGGAUGGUCUCCUGAGGGAUCUCCUCCCAGACCUGGACUAAAGCAUCCGCCAACUCCUGGACGGUCUGUGGUGCAACGUGGCGUUAGUGGAUGGAGCGAGACAUGAUGUCCCAGACGUGCUCAAUUGGAUUCAGGUCUGGGGAACGGGCGGGCCAGUCCAUAGCAUCAAUGCCUUCCUCUUGCAGGAACUGCUGACACACUCCAGCCACAUGAGGUCUAGCAUUGUCUUGCAUUAGGAGGAACCCAGGGCCAACCGCACCAGCAUAUGGUCUCACAAGGGGUCUGAGGAUCUCAUCUCGAUACCUAAUGGCAGUCAGGCUACCUCUGGCGAGCACAUGGAGGGCUGUGCGGCCCCCCAAAGAAAUGCCACCCCACACCAUGACUGACCCACCGCCAAACCGUGUGAUUGACUUGGAGUUACAUUGUGUUGUUUAAGUGUUCCCUUUAUUUUUUUGAGCAGUGUAUUUCUUGAACUAUUUUGGAAAGCAUCUUAGAUGUAGCCUAGUUGGAGGCCUACAGCGUUCUUGAAUUCCUAUCACUAGAUUUAGUAAAUAAGUAUAUAUAUAUAUAUUUUUUUAUACCGAUAGUCAUUCUGGUUACUAGGUUAAAUGUUGGUCAAUAAGCAUUCGACAUCUAGUGGUAAUCUAGCAGUAAUACAUGAUGGGGGGGAUUGACCUUGGGUGUACAUUCAAUUUUGUAAAACAUUUUAGUAAUUUAGCAGACGCUCUUAUCCAGAGCAACUUACAGUAGUGAGUGCAUACAUUUUGGUACUAUUUCAUAUUGGUCCCCUGUGGGAAUCAAACCCACAAGCCUGGCGUUGCAAGCGCCAUGCUUUACCAACUGAGCCACAUGGGAAGAAUACAUGGUGUCAGCAUUACAUGGUUACUCACACACAGCUCACCACAGGGCAUCUUUGUUCUGAAGUGUGUUCACCACACUCACAAUCCACCCAAGUUUAUUAGCUAAUUUAACGACGAAUGCUUGCCACAUAAUGGACACUUUCAGAGUGAAAAUGUGAAUUGUUUUCUUUUGUCUUAUCACAGAUGCCUGUCCUAUACCAUGUCUAACUGUUUCUCUGGUGUGUUUCUCCAGGAGUACCAUGGCAGAGGCUGUGCAGAACCACGUCAGGUCCCUCAACUGGGGUCACCGUGUCCAGCUUCAGGACAAGUGAGUGACACCCCCUUACCUACAGCCACUGUAUACCAUAGAUUCUGUUGUAGACUUGGGCAGUGAUUUUAAACAUACAUACCUGCGUUUUGCAGACCUUUUUUGUUAUGACCUGUUGGUACACAGAGGUUACAGCGAUUCGGGGAUCAAUUGUAAAUAAAUGGUAUGCUAAAUUGCAUGCAGUGCUCUGACUGAAUGGCUACAGGGCUAAACAGGUGUUUCCCUGCCUGUAUGUGCCCACACUCUCACAACAGAUGUUCACAUUGUGCAACCAAAUCUCAUAUUGUAUUAUACCCAGUUUAAUAGAAGACAGCUUUUAGCAAUCUAGGCUUUACCUAUCUCAGCCAAACCCUGUCUUUGCGCAAGAUCUCCCAUGAGUCUUCCUGUGGCGUUUGCGCUGGCAUAAUAUUUGUGUUCGACAGGAAGGUGAAGUAUCUGAACAUUAAAGGAAGUCUGGUGGACGAGCACACGGUCAAAGGGUUAACCAGGACUGGAAAAGAGGUAACACUAAUUUAAACUGGGAGUUAAUGACAACAUUUUAAAAUGUUCACCAUAUCUGUUUUUUUUUUAAAUUAAUUGCUGUUUCACACAAUUAUAAGGAAUAUAAUUUCAACACUGCCAUAUAUUUUUUUCAUACUGAAGUUGUUAUCAUGUCGCUCCACCUUGUCUGGCAGAUUAUGCUGACUGCUAAGAACAUUGUGAUUGCCACUGGGGGGCGGCCAAAGUACCCCACACAUGUAAGUAUUAACCUCUUUCCUUCUCCAUCCUCUCCCUCUAUCCCGUUCUCCGUCUGUAUGGUGUCCUUGCCCAGUAAACAGCUGCUGAUAACACCACAGUGGAUCUGGAGCUUUUGAUGGCAUGGUGGUAAAACAUGUCUGUCUCUGGGUGGUGGAGGGAGGUUGUGUCUGGUUCUGCAUCCCAAAUGUCACCCUACCUAUUCACUAUUUGGUGUACUACCAAAGUGCACUACAUAGGGAACAGAGUACCAUUUGGGACACACGCUGGGUCUGAGGCCUCCCUCUAUGUGGUGUAGCACAAGCUGCUGCGCACUGUCUGUUGAUAACAAACUAACAAGGAACAAAGACAACCUUCCUCAUCUGUCCAACGGAGCUGAUCUUUUACCAGAGGCUGUACUGAGAAUUGUAUGAUUCAAACGGACACGUGUUGUUGUUGUGUUGAACUGUUCUAUUUCCUGUGUUGUAGAUCCCUGGAGCGAUUGAGCACGGCAUCACUAGUGAUGAUAUCUUCUGGCUGAAGGAGUCCCCUGGCAAGACGUGAGUGGUACAUCCUGUGACUAGGGCUGUGGCGGUCAUGACAUUUUGUCAGCCGGUGAUUGUCAAGCAUAUAACUGCCGGUCUCGCGGUAAUUGACCAGUAAUUAACAUAAACACAUUUAGCAUCUCCUUGCUUCCACGCAUAGCCUACAAGCCACUGAUACAGACCUUUGGAACAUGAGGUGUGCGACUAUGAUUUGAAAAAGUCACACACAAAAAGGAAUGCACUGUUUAUUUUCUUACUGCACACAAACUGGGCAUUAUUCACAAGUGAUAAUAUAUAAUUCACAAGUGAUAGGCUAAUAUUGUCACCCAUCAGACUAUUCUUGAUUUAAUCUUGUCUUUACAUAUACUAAAUAAUAUAUGUGUGAAAUUAGUUUUGAUUUAGAAUGGACCAUUGGGGGCAGGGGAAAAAAAUACAGGUCAUCUAUGCACUUACUGUAAAUAGCGAAUGGAGGACACUUUUCCCGUGGUUCAUUUUCAUGCCAUCCAGGUAGGCAAUACUCCUGUUGUAAAGCGAAGCAAUGUGCUUAAUAUUAGGAAAGUUUAGAAAUAAAUAUAGUAGGCCUAGCCUAUAGAAAGUUGAUGGGAUCCUCCUCUUUUUAAUAGAGGCCAUCAAAACUCUGUUCUCUGACGCAAUUGCAUAGUCUAUGGAAAUGUAGUGCAACAUGAGCUCAUGGGCUCUCAUGAAGUGUUUGAUUCGAUUUUUGAUUACAUUUGCAUUGAUGUCAAGAUUGAUUAUACGGACAAUAGAGUGCUGAGUACCAGGCAGUUAGCAAGUUUGGUAGGCUACUAAUGACCAUCAGCAGCAUCAGAGCUUGGAGAAGCCUAGUGACCGUGACUAAACAGUCACUUGGAAUUUGACUCCGGUCAUGACUCGUGACCGCCGGUGUGGCGGUAAUUCGGUCACGCUAACAGCCCUACAGUGAGGGAAAAAAGUAUUUGAUCCCCUGCUGAUUUUGUAUGUUUGCCCACUGACAAAGACAUGGUCAUUCUAUAAUUUUAAUGGUAGGUUUAUUUGAACAGUGAGAGACAGAAUAACAACAAAAAAAUCCAGAAAAACGCAUGUCAAAAAUGUUAUAAAAUUAUUUGCAUUUUAAUGAGGGAAAUAAGUAUUUGACCCCUCUGCAAAACAUGACUUAGUACUUGGUGGCAAAACCCUUGUUGGCAAUCACAGAGGUCAGACGUUUCUUGUAGUUGGCCACCAGGUUUGCACACAUCUCAGGAGGGAUUUUGUCCCACUCCUCUUUGCAGAUCUUCUCCAAGUCAUUAAGGUUUCGAGGCUGACGUUUGGCAACUCAAACCUUCAGCUCCCUCCACAGAUUUUCUAUGGGAUUAAGGUCUGGAGACUGGCUAGGCCACUCCAGGACCUUAAUGUGCUUCUUCUUGAGCCACUCCUUUGUUGCCUUGGCCGUGUGUUUUGGGUCAUUGUCAUGCUGGAAUACCCAUCCACGACCCAUUUUCAAUGCCCUGGCUGAGGGAAGGAGGUUCUCACCCAAGAUUUGACGGUACAUGGCCCCGUCCAUCGUCCCUUUGAUGCGGUGAAGUUGUCCUGUCCCCUUAGCAGAAAAACACCCCCAAAGCAUAAUGUUUCCACCUCAAUGUUUGACGGUGGGGAUGGUGUUCUUGGGGUCAUAGGCAGCAUUCCUCCUCCUCCAAACACGGCGAGUUGAGUUCAUGCCAAAGAGCUCGAUUUUGGUCCCAUCUGACCACAACACUUUCACCCAGUUCUCCUCUGAAUCAUUCAGAUGUUCAUUGGCAAACUUCAGACGGGCCUGUAUAUGUGCUGUCUUGAGCAGGGGGACCUUGCGGGCGCUGCAGGAUUUCAGUCCUUCACGGUGUAGUGUGUUACCAAUUGUUUUCUUGGUGACUAUGGUCCCAGCUGCCUUGAGAUCAUUGACAAGAUCGUCCCUUGUAGUUCUGGGCUGAUUCCUCACCGUUCUCAUGAUCAUUGCAACUCCACGAGGUGAGAUCUUGCAUGGAGCCCCAGGCUGAGGGAGAUUGACAGUUCUUUUGUGUUUCUUCCAUUUGCGAAUAAUCGCACCAACUGUUGUCACCUUCUCACCAAGUUGCUUGGCGAUGGUCUUGUAGCCCAUUCCAGCCUUGUGUAGGUCUACAAUCUUGUCCCUGACAUCCUUGGAGAGCUCUUUGGUCUUGGCCAUGGUGGAGAGUUUGGAAUCUGAUUGAUUGAUUGCUUCUGUGGACAGGUGUUUUUUAUACAGGUAACAAACUGAGAUUAGGAGCACUCCUUUUAAGAGUGUGCUCCUAAUCUCAGCUCAUUACCUGUAUAAAAGACACCUGGGAGGCAGAAAUCUUUCUGAUUGAGAGGGGGUCAAAUACUUAUUUCCCUCAUUAAAAUGCAAAUCAAUUUAUAACAUUUUUGACAUGCGUUUUUCUGGAUUUUGUUGUUGUUAUUCUGUCUCUCACUGUUCAAAUAAACCUACCAUUAAAAUGAUAGACUGAUCAUUUCUUUGUCAGUGGGCAAACGUACAAAAUCAGCAGGGGAUCAAAUACUUUUUUCCCCUCACUGUACCAGUAACACACACAUACCAUGCAAUACUGUACAUCAGCUGUUAACUGUGCCAUGUACACAGACCGCUCGGUCAUGGUGACCCAUCCAGGACACAGAGACGGUUCUACUAAGUGUUCUUCUCCUGACUCGGAUUAGCUGUGUGUGUGUUUCCUGACCUUUGCUGAACACAUCUCUAAUCCAGCCAUCUAAACCCUGUCAUCACCUGUCUAAUUGGCCUCUCCAAACCAUUUCCACUUGGCACAAAAUGGAGGUUGAGUUUAAUGUUUGUUCAUGUAACUGUACAGUGUGCCUCCAGUGUAGAGCAGCGGGAUGAGUUAUGAGUCAUCCACUCAUCGAAAGUCCUUGCUAAUAUGCAGAAUGAAGAUAAUCUACAAUAGAUUUCCAUCCUCAACACUCAUUUGCUUCCCGUUUUCCUCUCCACUUUAGUCAGGUAGCCUAGCGGUGCAGAGUGUUGGGCCAGUAACCGAAAGGUCGCUGGUUUGAAUCCCAGAGUCGACUAGGUGAAAAAUCUGUCAAUGUGCCCUUUAGCAAGGCACUUAACCCUAAUUGCUCCUGUAAGUCGUUCUGGAUAAGCGCGUCGGCUAAAUGACUACAAUGUAUACUGAACAAAAAUAUAAACGCAACAUGUAAAGUGUUGGUCCCAUGUUUCAUGAAGUGAAAAAAAUAAUAAUUACAUCCCUGUUAGUGAGCAUUUCUCCUUUGCCAAGAUAAUCUAUCCACCUAAGAGGUGUGGAAUAUCAAGAAGCUGAUUAAACCUUAUGAUCAUUACACAGGUGCACCUUGUGCUGGGGACAAUAAAAGGCCACUCUAAAAUGUGGCGUUUUGACACACAACACAAUGCCACAGAUGUCUCAAGUUGAGGGAGCGUGCAAUUGGCAUGCUGACUGCAGGAAUGUCCACCAGAGCUCUUGCCAGAGAAUUGAAUGUUAAUUUCUCUACCAUAAGCUCCCUCCAACGUCGUUUUAGAGAAUUUGGCAGUAUGUCCAACCGGCCUCACAACCGCAGACCAUGUGUAACCACGCCAGCCCAGGACUUCCACAUCCGGCUUCUUCCCCUGCGAGAUCGUCUGAGACCAGCCACCCGGACAGCUGAUGAAACUGAGGAAUAUUUCUGUUUGUAAUGAAGUGCUUUUGUGGGGAAAAACUCAUUCUGAUUGGCUGGGCCUGGCUCCCCAGUGGGUGGGCCUAUGCCCUCCCAGGCCCACCCAUGGCUGCGCCCCUGCCCAGUCAUGUGAAAUCCAUAGAUUAGGGCCUAAUUUAUAUAUUUCAAUUGGCUGAUUUCCUUCUAUAAACUGUAACUCAGUAAAGUCGUAUUUAUAUUUUUGUUCAGGUAUAUAUAUACAGUAUUUCCCCUGUGCCAAACAAGGCUGUCUUCUAGCGUUCUACCACUAGAGGGCGAUAUGAACUCGUACUGUAGAGUCCAUUCUAAGACAAUGCCACUCUCUGCGUGUAACGUGUUUCUCUGAAUUGUCCUUCCCCUCUUUCAGCAUCUUUUCUAAGCAAUUAUCACAAAUAUUUGCUCACAGCUUUUAAUGGAGCUUUCAAGUGAGUGGAAAGAGCACUUGAGUCCAGGAAACCCUUUAUGUGAGUGGGCCUUAGGUAGCGGGGCCUUAGGUAGCGGGUAGUGGGGCUGAUAGAUAGGGGCCUACUGUUAGUGAUCUCUGCCCUCAGGGUACUAGGGGUUAGCAUUAGCAGGCCCUCCCGUGGCGCUCCUCUCUUCAGACUGAGGAGGAGCUGUGUGUUGAGGAGCUGUUGACUAGUUGUUGUGCUGCUCUGAGCUGGCAGCUGUGCAGGUGGGGUCUGAGAGGGUGUUUGAGUUGACAGGCUGGCGGAGGUAGUGGAUGGCUCCAGGUGAGUGAUGAGUGCCUCAGAGGGACUGGAGCACGCUCGCUCGCACACUCACACACACCAGAGAGAUGAAGUGUAGACAUGAGUGUAAUAUGUUUUAUGUAGACUUUUAUUGCAGUAUGUAAUGCACCGUAUUUCCAUUUUCUAGGAUUCUAUAUUUAUUUAUUCUAUGUUUCCAUUCAAAAUGAAUUCCAGUGCUAAAGGGCAGUGAACCAGGCUUGCAAUGUGCUGUGGUUUGUCAUCCUUUAGAGCAGCUGAGGAAAUGAGUCUGUGAUGACAAGAUGCAAGAUCAAAAGCACCCAGUGAGACAAUUGUAACCCAUUAUUAUCCUUUCUUGCUCUGUAGUCACUACAGUGUGUUAGGGAGUUGAGUUCACAUCCUGUAUCUUUGUAUUUGGAUUCAGAUCAAGUCUGCUGCCCAUAGAACUCUCCCCUCUUAGGAACACUUGUGAAAGAGCUCUGUUGUUGCAGCAAGCAUAGCAGACACACUGGAGGAGGACACUGAUUCACUUAUCUCUUGUCUGGACUGCUGAAGACUGCUCCAAGGUUAUGAGAAAGAGACUGAGGCAAAUUCUUAACUACCACAGUCCAACAUACUCCUACAUUCAUUAAGGUGGCUUUUGAUUUGUAUGUGUGGUUAAUACACAAGCCCUAAACAUUUGAUAGUGUUAUCUUUGUUGUAGGUUUCUCCCGAGUGGCGCAGUGGUCUAAGGCACUGCAUCUCAGUGCUUGAGGCGUCACUACAGACUCCCUGGUUCGAUUCCAGGCUGUAUCACAACCGGCCGUGAUUGGGAGUCCCAUAGGGCGGCGCACAAUUGGCCCAGCGUCGUCCGGGUUUGGCCUGUGUAGGCCGUCAUUGUAAAUAAGAAUUUGUUCUUAACUGACUUGCCUAGUUAAAUAAAGGUAAAAUAAAAAAUAAAAAUCCUUGUUAUCCUUCAGCUGAGUCCAGUAACAUUUGCAGGUCAGAUACUGUAUUACUAUGUCCUCUCACUGGAUCCCAUCCCUCUGUAGUUCCUUGUUUCACAAGCAGCCAUCCCCCGUUCACGCCUGGAUGCAGUAUUUUUGAGACCCACCUGUGAGGUUGUACCUACUGUAUGUACAUUGAACACCUCCACCCAUGCUUUCAGACACCGCCAUCAGGAUGAUGGAGAAAUAAAUAUCCCAGAGACACUCUGACAUACAAUAUAACCAAGCAUAAACCCAGCCAGGGAAAGGAGAUGUCUCAGUGAUGAAAGUGUGGAAUCAGGCUAAAGCUCCUAGCCUAAUCCCUCCCUAAGCCACCUCAAAAUGUUGCACUAAUUGCAGAUGUGCAUUAGGUUGACGGGAGGAGCGGAUACUGGUGCUCCCAGCGCUAGCAUGUGGGGGGGGGGCCUCGGCCGGGCCUGUGUGUGCACCAGGCUCCCUGAGCUGUCAGGGCCUGGGCCAAGGUAGGGAAUCCUGAGGUGGGGGAGCCCUGGAGGGAUAGAGGGUGGGAGGGAGAGGGAAAUGCUCUCCAUGCGGGUGACAGGCAUCACUCAGCGGAGUGAUGUGUGGACUGAGUCCUGAACACGGAAACAUCGCACACCCCAUCCCCAGGGAUUAGUCUGAAUGCUAGCAAUUAGCUCCACAAACAACAGGGGGAGCUCAGGGCUGGAUUAGAGGUGUUAUUCACCUGGCCCACACACACAGAGAAAGACACACAGAUACACGCACACACACACACACACACACACACACACACACACACACAGAGAGAGACACAGACCAAAUCCGCCACCCCCUUCGUCUUUUUCUCUCUUAUGCAUCCCCACCCUGCAUAUCUUUCUCUGCCUCUCUCUCUCCACUGUUUACUGUAAUGGGACCUUCGAUGUUCGAACAGCAUUUUCAUCACUUUUAAAUUCGACACAUUCAGAGUAAACAUUUUUGUUUUGUUUAGCACAGUAUUCAAGAUAAUUUGAAAGAAAAUGUAUGAAUGAAUAUAGUGUAUCAUAUAGAAAAGCACAUAUACCUGUACUAUGUAACCUCCAACAUAUACCUGUACUAUACACUAUAUAUACAAAAGUAUGUGGACACCCCUUCAAAUUAGUGGAUUCUGCUAUUUCAGUCACACCCGAUGCUGACAGGUGUAUAAAAUCGAGCACACAGCCAUGCAAUCUCCGUAGACAAACAUUGGCUGUAGAAUGGCCUUACUGAAGAGCUCAGUGACUUUCAACGUAGCACUGUCAUAGGAUACCACCUUUCCAACAAGUCAGUUUGUUACAUUUCUGCCCUGCUAGAGCUGCCCCGGUCAACUGUAAGUGCUGUUAUUGUGAAGUGGAAACAUCUAGGAGCAACAACGGCUCAGCCGCGAAGUGGUAGGCCACACAAGCUCACAGAAUGGGACCGGCAAGUGCUGAAGCGCGUAGCGCGUAAAACUUGUCUGUCCUCGGUUGCAACACUCACAACCGAGUUCAAAACUGCCUCUGGAAGCAAAGUCAGCACAAGAACUGUUCGUCGGGAGCUUCAUGAAAUGGGUUUCCAUGGCUGAGCAGCUGCACACAAGCCUAAGAUUGCCAUGCGCAAUGCCAAGCGUCGGCUGGAGGUCCCGUGUAGCUCAGUUGGUAGAGCAUGGCGUUUGCAACGCCAAGGUUGUGGGUUCGAUUCCCACGGGGGGCCAGUAUGAAAAAUGUAUGCACUCACUAACUGCAAGUCGCUCUGGAUAAGAGCGUCAUGCUAAAUGACUAAACACGUUCUCUGGAGUGAUUAAUCACGCUUCACCAUCUGGCAGUCCGACGGACUAAUCUGGGUUUGGCGGAUGCCAGGAGAACACUACCUGCCCCAAUGCAUAGUGCCAACUGUAAAGUUGGAAUAAUGAGGAGGAAUAAUGAUCUGGGGCUGUUUUACAUGGUUUGGGCUAGGCCCCUUACUUCCAGCGAAAGGAAAUCAACACUACAGCAUACAAUGACAUUCUAGAUGAUUCUGUGCUUCCAACUUUGUGGCAACAGUUUUUGAAAGGCCCUUUCCUGUUUUAGCAUGACAAUGCCCCCGUGUACAAAGCAAGGUCCAUACAGAAAUAGUUUGUCAAGAUCAGUGUGAAAGAACUUGACUGGCCUGCACAGAGUCCUGACCUUAACCCCAUCGAACACCUUUGGGAUGAAUUGGAAUGCAGCGAGCCAGGCCUAAUCGCCCAACAUCAGUGCCCGACCUCACUAAUGCUCUUAUGGCUGAAUGGAAGCAAGUCCCUGCAGCAAUGUUCCAACAUCUAGUGGAAAGCCUUCCCAGAAGAGUGGAGGCUUUUAUAACAGCAAAGGGGGGACCAACUCCAUAUUAAUGCCAAUGAUUUUGGAAUGAGAUGUUUGACGAGCUGGUGUCCACAUACUUUUGGUAAUGUAGUGUAUAACCUCCAACAUAUAACUGUACUAUAUAACCUCCAAGAGAAAGCUUUUAAUUGAAAACAUGUAAGAUUAAUGAAUUUCUUUGUUUUUACCUUUCAGACUUGUAGUUGGUGCCAGCUGUAUCCUUUUGACUGUGCUUGAACAUGAGUCACUGGUUACACUGUGUAGUGUCACAGUGAGUUGUUGUGGAGCAUGUGACUUGCCUGGCCCUAAUGUUGAAGGCAAAAAGUGGUGAAUUGCAGGUCGUGGUGACCCCGUCUUCCUAGACUGGGUGACCCCACAGUCUAUCUCUACCUGUUAUGCUCCGGUUUCUCAGUUGUCAAAUGUGCUUUAACUAAAGAUAGACAAGGUUCCUCUAUGAGAGCGUUUGUGUUGUUCUGUUUUCCUGAACACUGGGAUGAAGAUGUGGCCCUGGAGUGUGCUGGCUUCCUGACAGGUAUUGGGCUGGACACCACAGUCAUGGUGCGCAGCAUCCCCCUCCGGGGCUUUGAUCAGGUACUGCUGCUCUUUUGGCAUUUUUUUAUAGCUUGUACACUAUUUCAAAUAAUUUCUUAUUUGUCUAUACAUGUUUAUUAUACAGUACUGUCUGUUGAUUAAACUGUAGCCACAAUUCAAGUUUUAGAGAUAUGUAUGAAGUCAAAGUAUAAUUUAUCACUGUUAUUUUAUAGAUUUAUUUUGUUGUCUACUGAUGGUAUUGGGGGCUUUCCUUUACAAAUCUAAGUUUGGAAUAAUGCUUCUCCCAAGUUGGAGUGCUGGAAAGGAAACGACCUGUAUUUCCCUCUUGUGUGUGCUGCAGCAAAUGGCAGGGCUAGUGACAGACCAUAUGGAGGCCUAUGGCACCAAGUUCUCCUGGAGGAAUGUCCCUAAGAGAGUGGACAAGCUGUCAUCUGGGGCGCUGCAGGUGACCUGGACAGACAAACAGACAGGAAAGGACCAACAGGACACCUUCGACUCUGUGCUGUGGGCCGUAGGUGAGUGUGUCUGGGGAGGAAGAUAAUUGUCACACAAAUUACUACAUUAGGGUAUUACUGUUUGAAAGAAGUCCCUACCAUUUUAGUAGUAGCUGCAAUCACGUGUGUUAAGUAGGCCACAUAACAUACAAUAGGCUAUGCAACGACGUAUCCUGAGAUAAUGUAUCAGUUGAACUACUCGUCGUCCUCCCUUUCCAUUUGUUUUAUUGUCAUCCACAAUAGAGUGCAUUGUCAGCAGACUGAGAGGGUAUCAAGCUCAAAAACAAGGUAAUAAAGUGUGAGUGAUGGAAUCACCAGGGGAAGUGUUAAUCACCCAGCCCAGUGCUGGGUCCUGGUCCUGGGUUCUGGCUCAGGAGGGGAGCAGGAUGCACCCAGGCACGGGGUCACUGCAUUCCCUCCUUUGUUCUCCCACUCUGCUCUGGGCUUUCCUGCCCGUCGUGCCAGCCGUGCGGAAACCAGGCUGCCCGGCCGCACCACCUCAUCCACCCCGCAGCAUCUGCACAGCCGGCCCUGUCUGUCUGCGGCUCUGCGCACCCACCAGACCUCUCUCGCACAGUUAUUUUCUCUCUUUAUCACACCAUGUCAUUUCUCUCAUUCCGCCAACCAGCACAAUGGAGGGAACUUCCACCUGGCUGCCCAGCCGACGUUUAUUUGUGUUGAGAUGGUCCCAAAACCUGACCUUACACCACACUGAGUCCCAGCAGUGUGUGUGUACCAGCCAGGACAGUACCAGCCAGGACAGUACCAGCCAGGACAGGCUAGGGCGGGUGUCUCUCUCUCUGCCUGUGCGUGUGACAGGGACCAGGAUAUGGGUGACCUUUAUGGAGAGAUUACGUUCUUCCCGCCCUGGCAGGUUGCUGGGGGAAUAUGAACAUCAAGGCACAGUGUCGAGUCUGUCGAGUCACUGCACUCAAAAUACCCAGACCUUGAGACUAAUGGGAAAUUGGCAGCAGGAACAAUAUUUUCAGAGUUGUUAUAUUUCAGUGGAUAGACAUUCUUCAUGGUUGAGAUGGUGCAAGCAGUGCAGGUCUCACAUCCUCCCCUGCCCUCUGUGUAUGUGGGUUAUUGGUUGUAAGAGGAAUAUGACUUUAUUAAUACCUGAUUGCUACCUUACAUUACUACCUUACGGUAUAGGCUAUAGUCUAUUGCGGGCUUUACCCUGGUGUUGUCGUGCAGGGCAAUGAGUACAUCUACAUCCACUCCUGGGCCUCUGCUUUGAAGUGUGUCUGUAUGUCUGUCUGUCUGACUGUGGGAGUUAUGAGUGGGCCUCUCUCCACUUCCUCAAUGUGCCCUUUACACUACAGGUCAGACUGGGUCUGUGCCCUCAGUGGAGCUAUAAAAGACUGUGGGUGUGUCCUGAUUCUCCACCCUUUUCUCAAAGAGUGCACUUGCAUACUUCCCGUCAUGGAUUUAACAAUGGUGGAAACUCCCUCUAGCCAAUGAUUACACUUGCAUUGAUUAAUGCUUGUAAAUCAAUGAUGGAAAGUGUGCAAGUGCAGUGAACUACUCAGAGGGAGGGAUAGGAGGCUGGUGUUGGUGGUCUGUUCCAGUCCUGUAGCUAUAGCUGCUUCUCCAUGCUCAGCCUUCCCAACCCCAAGGCCUAUCCUUCCUCAGGACUGCACCCUAGGCCAGGUGGCCAAUUGCACAGAGGAGGAAACAGCGUAUUUCCUCUGGGUGUACAACACAACUCUUCUCUCCCACCUAUUUGUGUUACCCCAACCCUUUUCCUCUCAGAUUUUGAGAGGGACACCAAAAGAGGUUGAAGUUUGUGUGAUGCAUAUGCCUCCAUAUGAACUGAAGUAGUUGGAUGUGAAGCCUCUCUGAGAGAAGCCUACUCCCAAUACUCAGAAAAGUCUCUCUGAGCCAAAGUGCGGAAUCUGAUACAAUCAUAUCUCUCUUAUGCUCAUUUUAGGCCUUAAAUAGACUGCCUUCUCAGAAAACUAUUUUUGGAGACAAAAUCAUUGAUUUCCCCAAAAUGCAGUCUGUCAUUAUUUUCUCUUAUCUAUGUUCAUUUGAUUGAUGUAAAAAGCUGCCAUGUAGGCCUAGCUGGUCUCAUUUCAAGUCGUGCCAGAAAGCUUGUUGUGGCUAAUUAGCUGUUGGGUCUUGAGAUUUCCUCUGUGUGCUACAACAGUCAUUGUUCAGCAUAGUCCUAUCAGGCCUGCCUGUCAUUGGCUGUCAUUGCCCCUGUGUGUGGCUCCACACUCACUGAAGGCUCUUAUCAGCAGACCCUCUGUUGUUGUGUCCACACCACACAAUGGAACAGUGGCACUCCAACAGUCUCCAAUCCUAGAGGGAGAAACCCAGUUAGGCAGGAAAGGCCAGUCGUGAGUGGCUCUAGUAGCCUAGUCUAUACAUAUAGAGAACAGACUGGAUAUUAGUCUAGGAUAGCCCUCCUGACUCCAGUCUCAGUGGUGGUUGGUAGAACUGAGCUGUGAUUUGGUAGGGUGGGGCAAGACCUCCUAAGAACCAACUUUUUGUAAACACAACUCAUGCUACAAUGUCCAACUAUGCACUGUCUCUUAGGUAAGGUAAUCAUGCAGUGUGCUCUCCCGCUGGUAUACAUAAAAAAAGAUCGAUAUACUUUGAGAAAGGCAGUCGUGACAGGUAGAGAUCCCUGUGUUAGACCUAGUCUGCAUAGUUGAACACUGGUGGCUCUGCAUGGGCCUUCUAGACUAGCCUAGUGCAACUGCUCCAGGAAAAUAGCUGCUAUGAGCCUCACUGCCUGUCUCUCUACCACCCGUGCUGCAGUAUAGGACAGGUCCCUCGGCCCUCCCAGUCCCAGGUCUGGCUGCAGCGGAGGAAGUUGUGCCUCGGCUCCAGCCAGGAAAAGGGUCUUGUUGGGGUUUGUUAUUCUUGUCGUCCGAUAGCAUCUACGUGGGUACCUCUGGGCCCUACCAAGAAGGGGGGGGGGGGUUAUUGUGUUACCCAGGCAGGGAGUGAGAAGGUGGGGAGGAGAGGGGGAAGAGGAGGGAGGCAGAGAGCCUCGACUAGGUCCUGGCCGGGCUGCAGGGGUGCUUGGUGCUCACCAUCGCCAUAGAGAUGGGGUGACGAGAUGGGCAAGCGUUGACAGCAUCAGUCAACCGUACCGCAGGAAGUGGCAGAAAUGACAACCAGCACCCCAGGUGGCUGAUGGGAUGCCUUCCUAUCCCCCGCCAGCUCAUUAUUCACUCCGCCACCAAAAGACUCCCUCGCUCCCCCUCUCCCAGCUGUGCAGAUGUUUUUUCUUCUAAUUGCUGGAUAAGAUUUGCCUCUUUCUUUGUGUUGGAUGGAGAGUCGCAGGACAUGCCUUUAAGUUAAACCCUUAGCGUGCCAACUCAAUGGUAUGUGUUAUGAACACUGAGCAACAGUUUGAUUUUUUCUAAGAAUCUUAAGAUUCCCGUAACCUCCCCUCUCUCUCUUAAUGUGUAAUAUAAUAUUGAGUUUCUGUCUUUGAUUUCCUCCGUUUGACCAUAGGCAGAGCCCCUGAAACUAAAACUCUCAGCCUGGAGAAAGUUGGCGUCAAGCUCAACAAGGAGUCGGGGAAAAUACUUGUGGCUGCUGACGAAUCCACAUCUGUGCCGAACAUCUACGCUUUUGGCGAUAUCGGCGAGGUAGGUGUUGAUCAUGUCCGUCAUCCUCACAGCGUACCCACCCAGCCUUAAAACACCAACAUGAACCUCUUCAGGAAUGUAUGGAAGACUGAAAUGAAUAGGCCUACCAAGGCGAUACUUUAUGCAAGAAACCAUUGGGAUGCAAAAAGUUGAAAUUAUACUGUAGUUCGCUCUUCAAUCCCAAAUGAUUGAGCUAGAUGGACACCAUCUAAUUUCAUCACUUCAGAUGUUGCCUAUCUUUCCAAUUCAUUUGAGAUUUAAGCAUAUAGCUGGAGCUACACAACAGAUGGCGUGGGACACGGACUCCUCUCAAACUACUGUACUGCUUAUCACAAUACUCUUUCUACAUGUAUCAAAUGUCAGUCCUGUCUUUUAAUGAGGCCAGCUGUGGAUUUCCUAACUUCAACAGGCCUCUUCAGACAGUUAGAUUGACACAGGCCUUUGAUGAGUCACUCUUAGCCCUGAUGCCUGUCAUCUUUCCACAUACUGGGAGACUUUUUAAAAGGGGGUGGAUUGAUAUUUAAGUCUAUGUCCAAACAGAGCACCUUUUUGUGUUGAGACAUUGAAGAGCACCUGUGGACUGCCAAGAAAUGCAUUACUAUGACGCAGACUGAAGUAGUGUGUAAACACAAUUACGGAAAUAGCACCACACACACCUCCAGCGCUGGAGGAGCUGUCUUAGACACCAGGAUGUGCAGCAGCGGUGGUAAUCAAACUGGUUGCUCUAGAUGUACACCAGCCCCUGUCAUCUGGACAAACAGGUGGCAGAGCUGCAGGGUGAAUUCUUUCUGAAAGCAUGAAUUAAAGGGAUACUUCGGGAUUUUGGCAAUGAUGCCCUUUAUCUACUUCCCCUUAGUUGGAUGAACUUGUGGAUAGCUUUUUUAUGUCUCUUUGUCCAGUAUGAAGGAAGUUAGAGGUAGUUUCAUGAGCCAAUGCUAACUAGCGUUAGUGCAAUGACUGGAAGUCUAUGGUAUCUAGUAGGCUUUGUGGAAGUAGAUAAAGGGCCUUAUUGCCAAAAUCCCAAAGUAUCCCUUUAAGUCAUGCUUUCAGAAAGAAUUCACCCUGCAGCUCUGCCACCUCCUGUAUUGUUAAAUUGUAUGUAGGUGUUUGUACAGAUGACAGGGGCUGGCGUACAUCCAGAGCUACAGGGUGCAUCCCAAAUGGCACCCUAUUCCCUAUAUAGUGCACUACUUUUGACCAGAGCCCUAUGUGAAUAGGGUGACAUUUGGGAUGCAUCCACAGUCAAUUAUAAUCCUCCUCAGUACAUUACAGUACAGUCAGAAGCAGCAUGUUGUGGUAUGCCUUUACACUUGUACCUGUAUACGGGUUGAAAAUGGCAGAUCUGGGCGCUGAUAACCUCCUAAAUUGGAUGGCAGUGGCUGUACAGUGUCAUGCUAUACAUGACGUCAGAGCUCAGGGUCUCCGCUUCACAGUGCUGUAUGGGUUUUGACUGACAGCCGUUCUGGACAUGAGCACCGCAUGCGACAAGAAGUUGCCCCCCAUCCCUCCCGCUAACUGGGCAACUUUUGCAAAUUGUUUUGUUGUCUGAGUGAGGGAAAUGCUGUAAAUUAUGUGGACUCAAUGUAUUUUGAAAGAUGAGACGUUGCGGAUUACAUUUUACAUUACAUUUACAUUUUAGUCAUUUAGCAGACGCUCUUAUCCAGAGCGACUUACAGUUGGUGAAUACAUCUUUUUUUUUAUACUGGCCCCCCGUGGGAAUCAAACCCACAACCCUGGCGUUGCAAACGCCAUGCUCUAUCAACUGAGCUACAUCCCUGCCGGCCAUUCCCUCCCCUACCCUGGACGACGCUGGGCCAAUUGUGCGCCGCCCAUGAGUCUCCCGGUCGCGGCCGGCUGCGACAGAGCCUGGAUUCGAACCAGGAUCUCUAGUGGCACAGUUAACACUGCGAUGCAGUGCCUUAGACCACUGCGCCACUCAAUAAAUACCGCUUUGAUGUCAUACAAGCAAACCAAACACCCUUGAGUCCAAAUGUGCAAUUCCUACGAGUGUAACAAUCAGUUGGGUAGAGUGGGGAAAUUUGACGGAGGAUACAAAAGCUAUGUUUGUUUUUCAGUGUGCUAAGCAGUUACGAAACCUUUAUUAGUCAAUGCCAUUGUCAUGGUUGUGUGUUCAAGCUGGAGGCUACAAGUUAGUCUACACAGGGACAACUGUCCCCUCUCGCUCUCUAAAUAGCGAAAGGGCCUGUGUUAAGGAGGUGCGCUCUGUGACUGUGUGUUUUGUGCGUGGCCUGCAUGCAUACACACUGUCUGUCUGCUUCCCUGUCUGUCUGUCUGUCUGUCUCCUCUCUCUGUUUAUCUGUCUUUGUCUGUCUGUCAGUCUGUCUCUCCGUGUUCUCCUGUCACUCAUUAGCGUUGUUCUGUGUUUCCAGGGUCGACCUGAGUUGACCCCCACAGCCAUUAAGGCAGGGAAGCUCCUCGCCCGCAGGCUUGCAGGCCAGACCAAUGAGCUCAUGAACUACGACAACGUGAGUAGACACACACACACCAAACACACACACUACUCCCAUGCUUUCCCCCCCAUCUCUCUACAGUUGUCUGUAUGCGGCCUUUGAAGUCUUUGUUUUAUGCUUCUGUUUGAGUGUGUUAAAUCAGCUCCACUUCUGUGUAUUGUGGUUUUAAUGCCUAGUCGUUGUUUUCCCUGGAUUAUGCAGCCUGGUCUGACUCAUGGAGUUUUAAUGGGACACACUGCACGUCUUCUGCACCUCUUCCAAAUGUUAAUUCCUAAACCAUUCGUAAUAAGACUUAUUGCUUAAAUGCCUAUUGUUUGUGCUCUAAUUUCAUCUUCGUUCCUUUUUUGUGGUCUUUUGUAGCUUUGUUAUAUUACCAAUGUAUUUUACUCCCAGUGGUAGAUGGUGGGAGAUACAGUAGGUGACAUGACAGGCCUGUAGAAUGGGUCUGCCUAUCUAUGACUUUGUUUGCGUUGCCUUGUUUGCUGUAUCCCUGACUUUCUGUCUGUCCGUUUGCCACCCCACUGGAGAAUUGCUGUGUGGGGCUGUCUAUCAUCAUGUAACAUGAUGUAACAAGACUUUAUGUGCCCUCUGAUUGGUUGUGUUCCUAGGUUGCCACCACAGUGUUCACCCCUCUGGAGUAUGGCUGUGUGGGCCUAUCAGAGGAGGAGGCUGAGAGCAGACAUGGGAAGGACUCCAUAGAGGUACAAUAGACCUCAUCCUAAACCACUAACAUGGUAGCUAGCUGGUAUUCUAACUGAAUGGAGGUCUGCCGAGGUCUGCUGGGGAAGCUUUCAGUUCUUAAAGUAUUGUGAAUCCUGGUGUGCCUCUGUCUACUGCUUUAUACAUUUGUGAAAUAGAAAGUAGUGUGUGUGUGUGUGUGUGUGUGUGUGUGUGUGUGUGUGUGUGUGUGUGUGUGUGUGUGUGUGUGUGUGUGUGUGUGUGUGUGUGUGUGUGUGUGUGUGUGUGUGUGUUGUGUGUGUGUGUGUGUGUGUGUGUGUGUGUGUGUGUGUGUGAUUGCGUGUGCGUUUCGCUCCGUGUGUAUAUGUGUGCAGCAUGCCAGCUGCUAACACCUGCACCCAGAGAGCCCCGGCCUGUUGUAGAGCGAGGUGUUGCUCCACUGUGUGAUUGACAGGUGAGCAGAGGGCCUGAUUGACGUGUGUAUCAGGUGCUGACAGGCCCUGCGUGAUCUAAAGCUCCGCGGCAGGAGAGGUGCACCAUGGGUCCUGACAGCUGCCUGUGUGCAUGGCCCGGCCGGCAACUUGUGUCGGCACGCUCGCUGGCUCAAUAUAAAACACACACCAUGAAACCAGGGUCUGAAAUGGAUCUUUUAAAACGAGCAAAGUGUUUUGAAAACAGUAUUAUAAUUCCAGAUUCAUAGUGAACGAUCUGAUAUGUAAAAUACUUUUACGGACAAAAACACUGGUCUCACUUCGUUUCUUCUUUUUGUUUUUAACAGUAAUUAUGUUGUAACAUUAUUGUAACUAAGUGAUGUCUUGAUAGCAUAAAUGAAUGACAUUAUUGGUGGACUAAUGGACAUGUAUCCCUCUGUUGUUCUCUGUCCAGGUGUACCAUGCCUUCUACAAGCCUCUGGAGUUCACUGUGGCUGAGAGAGAUGCCAGCCAGUGUUACAUAAAGGUCAGAACAGCCCUCAGAGUAGGGUUGCAAAAUUCCAGUACAUUUCCCAAAUUUCCCAGGUAUUCCAGAAAUCCCGGUUGGAGGAUUCCUGGAUUUUCUGCUUAUUCCCUCCUGAUUCCAGGAAUUUUCCAACUGGGAUUUCUGGAAAACCUUAGAAUUUUGGCAAAGUUGCUGGAAUUUUGCAACCUUACCUCAGAUCAUCCCACUGUCACAUACUGCGUAGCCUGUAGUGUGUUGAAAGGCCUUAUGUUGCCUCUGAAGUGAACCCUGGAGGUUUAGGGGGUGUAACGUUGGUUCUCUCACCGCCUAAGGUGGUGUGUAAGCGGGGUGGAGACCAGAGAAUCCUCGGCCUGCACUUCACUGGCCCCAACGCUGGAGAAGUCACCCAGGGCUUUGCUAUGGGCUUCCAGUAAGUCAACCACUCUGCUUGAUGGAGUUAGAUAGGGACUGAAAGUAGAUCAUACAGAUGUUGUAGGGUUGUGGUUAGUUUGUAAGAAACUGCUAAACUGCUAAAAUGCAUAGUUCUCAUACUAACAGAUGUUAGAUCUGUAGAUUCAGUAAUUCAUCAAAAAUGAAUGGAUGUCAUGUACAUUGUAGACUGCAUAUAGGUGAGUAUAUACGUGACAAGGUGAGCCUGAACAAAAAUAUAAACGCAACAUGUAAAGUGUUGGUCCCGUGUUUCAUGAGCUGAAAAUGUUCCAUAUGAGCAAAAAGUUAUUUCUCUCAAAUUUUGUGCACAAAUUUGUUUACAUCCCUGUUAGUGAGCAUUUCUCCUUUGCCAAGAUAAUCCAUCCACCUGGCAGGUGUGGCAUAUCAAGAAGCUGAUUAAACAGCAUGAUCAUUACACAGGUGCACCUUGUGCUGGGGACAAUAAAAAUACACUUUAAAAUGUGCAGUUUUGUCACACAACACAAUGCCACAGAUAUCUCAAGUUUUGGGGGAGCGUGCAAUUGGCCACCAGAGCUGUUUCCAGAUAAUUGAAUGUUAAUUUCUCUACCAUAAGCUGCCUCCAACAUCGUUUUAGAGAAUUUGGCAGUACUUCCAACCGGCCUCACAACCACAGACCACAUGUAACCACGCCAUUGGCUGAUCCUGGCUCUAUAGUGGGUGGACCUGGCUGCCAAGUGGGUGGGCCUAUGCCCUCCCAGGCCCACCCAUGGCUGCACCCCUGCCCAGUCAUGUGAAAUCCAUAGAUUAUGGCCUAAUGAAUUUAUUUCAGUUGACUGAUUUCCUUAUCUGAACUGUAACUCAAUAAAAUCUUUGCAAUUGAUGCAUGUUGCGUUUAUAUUUUUGUUCAGUAUAGUAAGAGAAACCUAAAGAUGGGAGAAUGGGUGGUUCUGUCAGGACAGGAGUCGGUAGUAUGAAUGAGAUGUCUGUGUCUGUCUGUCUCUCCAGGUGUGGGGCCACCCUCACUCACCUGAUGGAGACAGUGGGGAUCCACCCCACUUGUGCCGAGGAGCUAACCAAAGUCAACGUCAGCAAGCGCUCAGGGCUGGACGCCACGGUUACUGGCUGCUGAGGUUAAGCACCCCCUUCUCUGAACACACCUGAGCACACGGGAAGGAACCUCCUCGUAGAGACAGGGAAUGUGUCCCAAAUGGCACCCUCUUCCUUAUGUAGUGCACUACUUU
Molecule: messenger RNA, 24484 nt
Organism: Coregonus sp. 'balchen'
Lineage: Eukaryota; Metazoa; Chordata; Actinopteri; Salmoniformes; Salmonidae
Source: the annotation of a GenBank genome assembly